AUGGCUACCGGAAGCGUAUCCAAGCCCUUAGCUUCGAGGGAUAUAAACUCUGAACCCGUAAAGGCUUUCAGUCAUGUAAACCAGCUUCCCGGUUUGUCUCUAACCGGACAGAACCAGAGCCAGAUCGAACAACAUUUAUGUUUGAACAGGAGUUUCAUCAAAUUCACGUUAAGCUACUAA
This is a messenger RNA of Arabis nemorensis, 180 nucleotides long. The record is from the annotation of a GenBank genome assembly. Lineage: Eukaryota; Viridiplantae; Streptophyta; Magnoliopsida; Brassicales; Brassicaceae.